Messenger RNA from Thamnophis sirtalis, 1206 nucleotides. The record is from RefSeq and is a predicted model, not a curated record. NCBI's taxonomy places the organism in Eukaryota, Metazoa, Chordata, Lepidosauria, Squamata, Natricidae.
AUGAGUUCAGGUAUUAUCUUUCAGCUUUUGAUGGAGAUACCUGGAGACUUCAGCAGCCCAUAUGCCAGAGUGACUCCUAAAUACCAUACUCGUCUGCAAAGUAUAGAGCCACAAGUGGGCAAAAGACGCUUAUCUCAGGCACGUCAUAGAGCUACUUUGACAGGCCUGUUCAACAACUUACGAGAAACUGUAUUUUCACAGCAAGAAAAUUCUGUCUCAAAGUCUCAGGUCCUAUGCCAAGCUAAGAAUUAUAUCCAGGAAUUGGAGAAAACUUUGGAAAAUCUGUUGAAGAUGAAAGAAGUUUUAAAUCUGGAAGACGGCAAUCCAUCCAGUUUGGAAGAUGUAAAGGAGGAAUACGUCAAGAUGUAUUUCAACAAUCAUAGCAUCAUACAUUCUUCAGAUGUUUUGAGUCCAAAUGGCACCACAGUCUGGUACGUGAUCCAAGAACAUGAGAAACCAAUUGUAGAAGAAGAUGUAAAUCAAAGGCUAACACAGUCUUCCACUACCUCGUCUCCUGAUCUCAUGGAGUUUGAACGAUACUUGUAUUUUUACAAGCAGACUGUAGACUUGCUGGUUGAUAAUGCAGUGGUAAGCCCAGAAGAAGUUAUGCUCCCUGUGGUCUCCACAGCUGUUUCCCAUCUGUGGCAGGGACUCCCAGAAGACAGGAAGGACAGUGUUUUGCAGUACUGUAGUCAAAGACAGAAUUUCAUCUCUGAGUUCAAGACAGCUUCUCAAGAACCUGCCUGUACUGACGAGAGCAGUGUGAGGGACAGUGGAACCAAUAGUCAGGAAGCCAGCGGUUCAGUAGCAUCCACACCAGAGGAGAUUCUCUUUGAAGAUGCUUUUGAUGUGGCCACUAGUUUCCUUGAUAGAAAUGAAACACAAGAAAUAUCCAGUCAAAGGCUUGCUUUCUCUUCCACACAAUUGAUAGGGAACCUCAGUAUAGAUUAUUUUGUUUGCAGCUCAGCAUUCACAGUCUGUGCUUCAGAUAGUCAAGAGGAUAACCAUCGUCUCUACUUGCAGAUCAUCAGCUUCUUGAAAAACCUGUUUUUUGCUAGCACACAACCGUCACAGGUAACUGUCAUGAAAAGUCGCAGAUCUAUAAAAUCAGAAAUGGCAUGCAAAUUAAAGCAGGAAGAAAUUCUUCAGUUAGACUACGAGACUGUGAUGUUGCGAUGCACGGAGACAUUUGAUGAUGAUGUAUAA